GUUGAUUUGGUUGUCGACCAUAUUGAAAUCAUUCGCCGGAAGUACAAACGUCAUGAGGGAUGGCUCGCGCCCUUUCCUUGGUGCGAAGACUUUCAGUUCCAACUAAGCGAUAUUUAUACACGGCUUCGUAUGGUCAACAGAGAGAAAAAAGCGAGAGCAACAGCAGAGCAAAAAGUUGUUGAAACGACUGAAAUCUUCAAUCCCCACGAAGAAUGCAAACAACCUAGAAAAGUGUUGAUUGAAGGAAUGCCAGGCAUGGGAAAGACGACAUACUGCAAUAAGGUUGCUUACGACUGGGCUAUAAACAUAAAAAAAGAAGGAGAUUGCUGUCCGGAAUUUGAGAUGGUGCUCUUGCUGAGAUGCCGUGAUGUCGAGAUCGAGUUCGACCUUUGGGAAGCCAUUGACGAUCAGCUUUUACCAAGUGAAAUUCAACGAGAGGAAAGAGAGAAAUUCUUUGAGUUCAUCCAGCAAAAUCAAUCAAAGGUUUUACUGAUACUUGACGGAUUAGACGAGUUACCCUCGAGCAAACUGACGGACUUUACAGACAUCAUACAAGGUAAAAUGCUUCCUCAAUGUCACGCGACACGAGGCAGGGAUACCUAUGAGAAAGGUUUGUGACACUCUGCUAGAGAUUGAAGGUUUCACUUAUCAAGAUAGCAAAGAAUAUAUUCACAAAUAUUUUGCCGGUAAGGAAGAUUUGGCCGAAAAGCUAUUGGAUAAAAUACAGAAUGAAAAGAGGCUUAAAGAGAUGACGGCGAAUCCAUUAAACACUGCACUGCUUUGCCUUCUUUGUGAAGACUUUCAAGGUAUUUUUCCUGAAAGCAGAACUCAGUUGUAUAUGGAAAUAGUACAUUGUGUUCUUGUUAGAUACAGGAAAAAGAAAGGUCUUCCAGUCGAAAAUGAGGAUCUAAUUAAAAUCUACAACGACGAGUUGAAACUCCUUGGCUUGCUAGCUUUAAACGGCCUGUAUGAAGACAACAUGUACUUUGAGGACAAAAAGCUUGCAAAAAAAGAUGCCGACUUACCUGGAUUUGGAUUUCUAUCAGCUCAACCUGGAAGCAGCAAACGAAGACCGUGUAUGUGCUACGGCUUUACGCAUAAGAGUUUUCAAGAAUUCUUCGCGGCACAUUGUCUUUGUUGCCAACUUGUUAGCAAAGAAACCAGUCCUGAAAUAUUGGUCACUGACACCAGAUAUUUCGGAGAGCUAAGAGAGGUGUUGACAUUUACCUGUGGUCUCCUAGCAGUAAGAUCCAAAGAAAUUGCAGAAGCUCUUAUCAUCAGUAUAGCGAAAAAGUUAAACAACGAAAACGUGAGAGAAUGUUUACCUGUGGCAGUGGAUUGCAUUAAAGAAAGCAAAAUUGAAAGCAGUAAUUUUCACAUGGAACUGGCCCGUACCUUUGGCACAUGUCUGGCACUUCAACAUGGAGGGAUCAUAAGUGAAGGUCUAGAUGACGCUGCUACAGCUGUGAUUGCUGCCGUGCUUGAAGCAAACACAACUCUGACAAAUUUGCAUUUGUCCAUCAAUAACAUUGGUCCUGUCGGUGCUGAGUCACUUGCUACAGCGCUAAAAACAAACACAACUCUGACAAAUUUGGAUUUGUCUUACAAUAACCUUGGUCCUGCCGGUGCGGAGUCACUUGCUACAGCGCUAAAAACAAACACAACUCUGACAAAUUUGGAUUUGUUUCACAAUAACCUUGGUCCUGCCGGUGCGGAGUCACUUGCUACAGCGCUAAAAACAAACACAACUCUGACAAAUUUGCAUUUGUCUUACAAUGACCUUGGUCCUGCCGGUGCGGAGUCACUUGCUACAGCGCUAAAAACAAACACAACUCUGACAAAUUUGCAUUUGUCUUACAGUGACCUUGGUCCUGCCGGUGCGGAGUCACUUGCUACAGCGCUAAAAACAAACACAACUCUGACAAAUUUGCAUUUGUCUUACAAUGACCUUGGUCCUGCCGGUGCGGAGUCACUUGCUACAGCGCUAAAAACAAACACAACUCUGACAAAUUUGCGUUUGUCUGACAAUGACCUUGGUCCUGCCGGUGCGGAGUCACUUGCUACAGCGCUAAAAACAAACACAACUCUGACAAAUUUGGAUUUGUCCAUCAAUAACAUUGGUCCUGCCGGUGCGGAGUCACUUGCUACAGCGCUAAAAACAAACACAACUCUGACAAAUUUGGAUUUGUCUCUCAAUAACGUUGGUCCUGCCGGUGCGGAGUCACUUGCUACAGCGCUAAAAACAAACACAACUCUGACAAAUUUGAAUUUGUCUCUCAAUAACGUUGGUUCUGCCGGUGCGGAGUCACUUGCUACAGCGCUAAAAACAAACACAACUCUGACAAAUUUAAAUUGUGUUUGGUAA
Molecule: messenger RNA, 2365 nt
Organism: Porites lobata
Lineage: Eukaryota; Metazoa; Cnidaria; Anthozoa; Scleractinia; Poritidae
Source: the annotation of a GenBank genome assembly